Molecule: messenger RNA, 6041 nt
Organism: Acanthochromis polyacanthus (spiny chromis)
Lineage: Eukaryota; Metazoa; Chordata; Actinopteri; Pomacentridae
Product: dehydrogenase/reductase SDR family member on chromosome X
Exons: 8
Coding region: 749-1726 (325 amino acids)
Source: RefSeq, a predicted model, not a curated record
CACACAUACACACACAAGAUCGCGCCGCCGUGAGGAAUACUAAUCAACCUGUUUGCCGACAAGUGCAGCAGCUCGGCGCGCAACUUGGGACUAGAAACGUCUCUGCCGGGUUUGAUCUAAAAACCCAAAUUUCAUCACGCUCUUGUACUGCAGCCCUCUUUGAACGAACCACGGCUGUUAUCACUCCAGUCCGUGUCCCUGUCUCCUCUGAUGUGCGACACGCAGAGCGUGGAUCUGGGGAGAGACGGUCCACUGCUGCGCCGCUUCUAGCAAGGGAAGCCCCCACGCGUUGCGCGCCCGGAUCGCCGGUAUAUAGUCGCGUCGCGGAGUGCGUGUGCAUGCGCGCCAGGCUCUAAAUGUGUGUGUUGGCGCACGACAAAGCCCCGGGCUCCGUCCUCAACAGUUGCUACCAGAGCGGCGGAGAGGAGAGGAGGAGAGCGAGAGAGACAGCAGACUGAGGACGGACGGACGCGGAGCCCCACGCCGCUCUGCCCGGCUCUGCUCCUGACAUGCAGUCGCUCAUCUCUCCGGUGACCAAGGCCAUCCUAGUCGCGCUCUUCAUCUUCGCCAUACUCCUCAUUCUCUAUGUGAUCCUUUGGUACAUUUGCAGAGACGUGGACUGCGACCACGGCAUUUGAGGAUUCCGUUAAAACGGGAGUAACGGGAAUAUCGCAAUGGGGCGCACAGAGGAGCCCGCAGAGUCCAGGAUCAUCCCUGACUGCUCACUCGGGUAUACGCCCUGACAGAGAUGCUGUCUGCUCUCCGGUUUUAUCUUCUGCCAGCUGCCAGGCUCUACCUGCUGGGUUUGAAAGUCCUGUUGGUCCAGCUGUUCAGCAGACCUCCGAGGUUGCCAGUGAUGCCCAGACAAGAUGGCAAGGUUGCCAUAGUGACAGGAGGAGGCAGGGGAAUCGGCUAUGAGGUUGUCUGCCACAUGGCCAGACUGGGGGUGCAUGUUAUCAUAGGUGGGAGGGAUGAGCAGGAGGGUCUUGCAGCCGUCAGAAGGAUCUGUGAACAGUACAAAGAGGCCAAAGUGGAGUUCAAGAAAUUGGACCUAGCGUCUUUGCAGUCUGUCCGUCAUUUCGCCCAGAGUUUUAAAGAGCGGGACCUGCCUCUAAACAUUCUGGUUAAUAAUGCGGGUGUAAUGCUGGUUCCUGAGGGUCGCACUGAGGAUGGAUUUGAGCAGCACUUUGGUAUAAACUACCUGGGCCACUUCCUGUUGACGUGGCUGCUCCUGGAUACACUGAAGGAUUCUGGGAAGUGUGGUCUUGUCUCCCGUGUGGUCAAUGUCUCAUCCUCAGCCCACCGCAUCGGAGAGAUCCGACUAAAUGACCUAAAUAGCUGCCAGCAUUAUUCAGCCCACGCUGCUUAUUGUCACAGUAAGCUGGCCCAGCUGUUAUUCAGUUCCCACCUCCACCAGGAGAUGCAGAGUGGAGGUUUCCCAGUGAGUUCAUGUGCUGUGGAUCCUGGAAUGGUGGAUACAUCUCUGUACCGCCACCUCUGGACACCUCUCCGUCUGGCACAAAGUGUCAUCGCUGGCCUGCUUUUCAGGACCCCUGCAGAGGGCGCUGCCACGGUGCUGUCAGCUGCUCUGUCACCGGUCCUGGAGGGGGAUUGUGGAGGAGGCUACUGGGCCAAUGGGCACAGGGAUGUGACUACACUAGCCUUUGACCCCCAGUUGCAGCUGAGCCUAUGGGAAAUCAGCCUCCAGUUGCUGGGCCUGCAGUAGCUCGGGACUAAAGGAUGUCCAACAGGACUAAACCCAUCUGAAAACAUCUAACAAAGACCCUAAUCUCGGGCCCACCAGCCACCUUCUCCCUUUUUUUUUUUCUCAGUCUUUUUUCUCCGUCCAUACCUCACAUCAAGGCGUUGGUAGCAAUUUAUGUUGAGAAGGUCACAGUCCAGCGAUGGACUGUGAUUGGUUGUUUGUAGAGUGAAACCCUCCUUUUUGUUCCAGACCUGCCAAAGAAGGGCUACAGGGGAUGGAAGACGUGUUUUUUCUUUUUUCUUUUUUCACUGUGAACAAGCAAACAUAUAUGCACACAUAGAACCACAACCUAGGGUUACAAUGAUAUGUAAUUUUGCUGUCAUAGAUACUAGGUAGUUAAUGAUACUGCCAUCCAGUCGUGAGUCAGAUAUGAGUUAGUGUCGACCAUCUUUGAUGAAGCUGAUUCCCUGUUCAUAGCAAACCUAAGAUGUCCAAACAGUGAAUUUGGCGUGCUCCAAAACUCUGCAAUAACACAUGCCUCACUCUGCCUUAAUAUCACUAGGCUGGCUUUCAGUAAAGUAUUUCAUUGUCCACAAUGAGCUCAAUGCUGCUUCAGAGGCUUUUCAAUAAUAAAAUACUAGACGAACAGUAAAACCUGUUUUGGGAGUAGCUUAAUCCAAAUGCCGAAUUUUGGCGUAAUAUAUCGGCUGCAAAAUAACAUGUUGGUCAAACCCUAGCAUACGGACACAUUCACACACCAUGACAGUGAUCUGAUCUAACCCGCCUUGCUACGGCGGGGGAAUGUGAUGUCAUCAGUUUGCUUUGACACAUCACAGUGAAUUCUCAGAUCGUCUUGCCAUCCCGCCUCUUUUACUGGGAGCACUUUCGUUUUUUUGUUGUUUUUUUGGGUACAUUAUUGUGCUUUCACUGCUGAAUUCUCAUGUUAUCUGCUGGUGGUCGCUGUCUGAUGAGCUGUUUUCAAGAAGGUGAAUUCAGUUGUACUCAUGCAGAUGCUGAGAAAACAUAAUCAACUCCUCUUUCCUCUCUCUCUACCGCACAACAACACAACAUUAGACAUUCCUAUGGACUGAGGAUUUGGGGGGAAGACACUGAAAACGGAGGAGAUCCUAUAUAACAGUAGGCCUAAAUCUGGAAUAAUUCCCCUCGAUCUGGGACUGAUGAAAGACUUGGUUUUGUUGUUGGGAAUUUUCCUGCUGUUGUCGUUUUCUGAACCCAGGAUUUCCAAAUGUGUCUGGUUGCUUUUGUGUGCUCAAAAAAAGGAUGGGGAACCAACCUCCACUUGAUUCUGUCACCGUUUUCCUUUGUGAUCUGUGUUAAUCGCUUUUACUGUGUCUAUGAUACGUGUGUGUGUUUUAUGCACACAAGAUAAGAAUUAACUCAUGUAUAGACCCAAUUCAUGCUGAUGGGUAGCACAACAAUUGCUAGUCCUGAAGGAAUGGCGACGAGAACGAAAGAGAGAGAGAGAGGGGAAGCACUUUUUUUUUUCCAUCAUUCAAACUGUGAUUGGUUCCACAUUGCUGCUGCUACUGCAGCUUCCUCAUUUGGCGCUGCUCCCAGUGCAUUGUGGGAUUGAGAUUUCCCAGUGGUGAGAAUCAAACUCCAUCUGCUGAGCUGACAACACACUCAGAAACACUGGAAGCAGUACAUCCAGGCACAGGCUUAUCCAAACAAGCACACAGCAAACAAACAUGUCUGUCCCUCAUGCAGGAAUACACUCACACACAAACACACACACACACACCUACAAAUACACACUGCACCAUAAUGCCAUCUCCACUGUGAUUAACGCAUUUUAGCUGUUAGGAUGAAAAGUUGCAUCUGAAUUGAACAAGUUUUGGCUAAAAUCUUUAACCACAAGUCAUUGCUCUAUGUGUAUCGUUGCUUUGAAUACUGCCACUGAGCAUCCAGCAUUCGUUAUUAUCUGCCGUAUGUGAAGCAAUAGUAUCACUGUGGUAGCUAAUUCAGCCAGUGGCACGGAGGCAGACAUUCAGUAUAGGAGCAGAACCCAAGAGUGUGAAAGUGUACAAAGGAAAACUAUACCAGCUUCAAGUUACUCAUAUAUCAGGAACAAAAAAAAAAUCUGUCUGCAUGUAUAAAAAUGUUUAAUGAAGACAUUAUCAGUGUGCAAGUUUUUCAAGCAGUUGUAAACGUGUCUGAUCCUUUAAGGGAACUAAAGGUCAGACUGAAACUGCUCGUCCCUCCUAAAAGAGAAAAUUAAAAAUAACAUUAUGUCUGACCUGUUCUUGGCAACUUGUAAAUUCACCAAAAGUAGGUUGGGAGAGCUGAGUCUUGGCUUGUUAUUGUUCACAGAACAUGGAAGCGUUCACCAGACAGUUUCUCACGAGUAUUACAAACACUAACAAUAUGGCGCUAUAGUCAUUCAACUUAGGAUUUAUAAAUAUGUAUUAAUUUUGAACGAUACGCUUUGGGUAAGAUUAAGGAGACGAGUCAAAUAUAGUAAUAACACACUUUUUUUUUUUUUUAAUGUAGCAGCUUACAAAAUUAGAGUUGCAUGGCGCUUUACAAAAAAGAGCCACCCGAAAAUCUUAAAAAGUAACAGUAAAACUAGAAGUCAUUAAAAUGACCUAAAGCCAAUCUGUCUGGGUGGAAUUCUAACAGCUUGACAACAAUAAUUUUCCGAUCUAUAUACGGAGUUGUGGAGAAAAAAAUAAGUUUGCAAAUUAUAAUUGCUGAGUUAUUUGAAUGUUGAUGUGAACUGCUUGUCCUGGUCACUCCCUGAUAUUUCACACGACUGAUAUGACUUGAAGGCCCCACAAGUCCAGGAAAACACUUCCCAGCUUGUCCUGAUUGGUUCCUUUUGCUUUCUAGAAUUACUUCUAAGCAAGUUGUCAAACCUCAAACAGCAGGUUCUGACUAAAAUGGGACGUCUAAUAUUGGAAUUUAGAACAAACACCUCUUUAGUGUUUUCUCUAUUAGCAGUUGCCUCUAAAUGCCAGCAAUAUUCCUCCGUGUUUGAGUGUUUUUUUUCCCUCUCCAUGUUGUCAGACUUGGAAACAGUUUAUUGCCUCAGUGCUUCCUUGUUUGACUGUGUGGUUCCCUUAGGCUACAGUAAGGCACCGACUAAAUAACAACCAACAAAACCCCUAGUCCCACUGAAACAAACGCGCUUGCUUCCCUUCUUCACACAAACGAAAACACCAGCUUACUACUCAGCAGCGCUCAUUUACAGAGUACAAGUCUACAAACAUUCUGUCAGAUCGUGUUCCUUCUCCGUCCAGCAGUAGUUCUGUUCAAACCUGAGAGAGGGAGAAUCGGAGAAUGUCGCCGUCUUUCAAUUCUGAGCACAAGGCUUUCCAAAGACGAGUUGAAGGAGGUGUGCGAGGGUCUGCCUUCUUGUUGUGUCAACGCGCAGAAAGUGGCUGCUAAAUUAUCAAUGAUUACCUGGUUAUAUAUUUAGCGUCCUCCUGAAGCGCUCUGCACAGACGGGGACGACGAGGGGGGGAGUUUCCGAACUUGAAGUGCAAAUAUAGAAAAAGAGCAAAAACAGCUCAAGUAACUGUCUGUGAUAUUGUCUGUAUGUGAUUUACUUGUAUAUGAUCAUUUCAGAGCGUUGGAAGAGCCCACUGGAGAUGUGUUUAGACUGAAAAUGCUCUAAUAGCCAUUCCUCUGACUGACCUGGGAUUACAUUUAUAUUAAAUGUUCCAGUCCCAAGUUCUGCAAAUCCUAAAUGUGUAUAUGUAUAUGAAGAGAUAAUAUAAAGAUGUAUACGGGGGGAACCAGAUGAACUGAGUCCUUACUCUGGUACUGUUCCAGUUCAAAGAAAACACAUUCAUUUUUCUGUCUUUUCUUAUUUAAUGCAUACACCCCCUGUACCAUGUACUCCUUUGAUGCGACCUUUAACUCCAGUCCCUGGAGGCCACACACACACAGAUUCAAUCCAUUGUAAACAUUCAGUGCAUCUGGGCCCCUGAGGAUUUAUCAAACGUGCAAGAUCUUUUAUUUUUACUCAUUAUUUUUGUUGUCGUUGAGAUACACAUCUUAUUGCUUUUGCCGUGCCUAAGAAGAAAAUCUCCCUCAUACGUGUGCAACUGUGAAUUUUUUCAUGUAGAAAUGAACUUGUAGAAACUGUGAUACCGUCUUGUCCUGUGCAUUGCCGUAAGUUUUUCUCUCUUUGCAGCGAUGGGAGGUCGAGAGUGUGAACGUGUGAGCGAGCGAGUGAGUGUGUGUGUGAGUGAGUGUGCAUCUAGAUAAGGGAGUCGAUGUCCAUGUUUUUUGUCAAUGGUUGUGACAUUCCAGCAGCAGCCACCACCUUUUCUAUUAUCCAAAGCCUCUCAAUAAACAUAUCAUUGUGCCA